Molecule: messenger RNA, 2811 nt
Organism: Trifolium pratense (red clover)
Lineage: Eukaryota; Viridiplantae; Streptophyta; Magnoliopsida; Fabales; Fabaceae
Product: ubinuclein-1-like
Exons: 13
Coding region: 206-2479 (757 amino acids)
Cellular component (GO): nucleus
Source: RefSeq, a predicted model, not a curated record
ACUCCGUAUUUAUAAGGAAAAAUAAAAUAAAAAGAAUACAUUUUUUUUUCCCGAUAUUUGAAUCCCGCGCAAUCUCUCUCUCGCAAAACACCAAUUCUUCAUGUCUCAAUCUUAGGGCUUAAGACGUUUCAUUUCAUAAAUGUUUCUCGUGUCCUAAUUCCCCAUCGCCGCGACACCAAUUACCAUAAAAUAAAAAACCGCUCCGAUGACCGACAGCAACUCCAAUCCCGACCCCGGCGCCGCCGCUAGCGAUUCGUCGCGACCUUCAUCCGCGUCGACGUGCAUCAGAAUAGGUGAUCGACAACUUUUCAAAGUUGAGCUCCGACCAGGUGAGACCACAAUUGUAUCGUGGAAGAAGCUUCUGAAAGACGCCAAUAAGGAUAACAAUGGAUCCACUUCAGCUCCUGAGCAAGUUCCGAAGGCGAACCCUGCGCUCGAAGCUAGAAUCGCUCCUGGACAAACUGAGAAGAAAGAAGAAGAUGCUCCCCAGACCAACCGGUUCAGUGCUGUAAUAGAGAAAAUUGAACGGCUUUACAUGGGUAAUGAUAGUAGUGAUGAGGAGGAUCUACCUGUUGUUCCUGAUGAUCAGUAUGACACAGAAGACUCUUUCAUUGACGAUGCUGAGCUGGAUGAGUAUUUUGAAGUUGAUAAUUCUGCAAUCAAACAUGAUGGUUUCUUUGUCAAUAGGGGGAAAUUGGAACGCAUAAGUGAACCUCCGGCGUUACCUAAUCCGCCAGCAAAGAAAAGGUGCCGGAAAGAUACAUUGAAGAAUCCAGGUGAGAAUGUUGAUGGACAUGUAUCAAAUAAACAUGCAAAAGUGGGAAAGACGGCUGCUGGAAAAACUGCAUCAUUACCUGCGAAGAAUACAUUUAAUUCCUUACAGAAUUUGGCUGUACCUGGUGAAGAUUUGAAACCUCAGAAUCAAUCGGAGAUCUCUGGAAUAACUUUGAAAAAGAAAACGACUGAUAGUAGACCAAUUUCAAAUCCGUCUGUCUGUUUGAAAGAAUCCAAUAAUGAUGUCCCUUCUGUGGUUAUCUGUUUGAACGUGCCUUCUGUAGCAGAAGUCAAAGCUGCUGACAAUCAGACUACAGGAGUACUCCAAUCUAAGAACAGAGUGGAUAAAUAUAACGAUGCAAGUGGAGUGCUUGAUACUUCUCAUCAAAAGUACCAAGAAAAGGGUGUUUCUUCCAAAUCCCAACCUGGAAGAACCCCAAGUAGUGUUGAUGGUUUAGAAAAUACAGGUGGAUCAAAAGAUAAAAAUGGCAUCAAUGAGCUACCAGAACUUAACUUGUCUGGGGGAAAAUCUGUGAUGCAAGGACCAAAAUCUAAAAACAUAUUCAAAAAAGAUAGCUCCAGUGUGAGGUCAAAAUCUACAAUUCUUGAGAAAGCUAUUCAAGAUUUGGAGAAAGCGGUCACAGAAUCAAGGCCACCAACUAUGGAAAACCAGGAGGUUGAUAGCACAUCCCAAGCUAUCAAACGGAGAUUACCCAGAGAAAUAAAGCUAAAACUUGCUAAAGUUGCGAGAUUAGCGGCAAGCCAAGGGAAAGUAUCACAGGAGUUAAUUAAUCGUCUUAUGAGUAUUCUUGGGCACCUGAUUCAGCUCAGAACACUAAAGAGAAACUUAAAAAUUAUGAUCAAUGUGGGUUUGUCUGCAAAGAAAGAGAAACAUGAUAGGCUUGAACAAAAAAAGAAGGAAGUUGUUGAGAUGAUAAAGAUGCAGGCGCCAUCUAUUGAAUCUGAGCAACAGCAGCAAGCUGGAGUAUCUGGUGAUGAAGAAUUGGGUCCUGAUGGAAAAGCAAUACCUAAAAGUAAUUUUAGUAUGGACACUGCAUUGGAAGACAAGAUUUGUGAUCUCUAUGACCUUUUUGUUGAUGGAUUGGAUGAAACUGCAGGUCCCCUAGUCAGAAAGUUGUAUUGUGAUCUAGCAGAACUAUGGCCAAAUGGUUGCAUGGACAACCACGGGAUCAAACGUGCAAUUUGCAGGGCAAAAGAGAGGCGCAGAGCACUACACAAUAGAAAUAAGGAUCAGGAAAACAUUAAGAGGGAAAAGUUACUGGUACCUAAGCAGGAGGAGAAUGUUCAAUCUGAUGAUGGUUUUCCAGUUCCACCGGUUGCUAGUUCACAACAGAACGUGCGAAAGCGAUUAGCUCCAGAAUCUAACAGUCAUUCUUCAUUGAAUAAGGGUGUUUCUAAUACAGUUACAGAUGCCCAGGUUCUCCACCCCCCUGUGAAUGGUCCGAAAAAAGAAAAAGCAAAGGGGAGUUCAAGCCGUUCCCCAGAUGAUGUCAGGGUUGCAGGCAGUGCAUUGAUUAAAAAGAGAAAGACAGAAAAUGAGUUGGAAGGAACUCAUUUUCGCCCUGAGAAGCUGGCUUCUUCGAAGGGAGAAGAAAGACAUAGGCCUCUGAAGCAGUCUGCAGUUGUUCCCUCCAAAUCAAACCUUCACCGAGCAUCACAACCCAGUGUUGAACAAUCAAGCUAACCUGGUAUCAGCUAGGAUGUUUAAACAAUAGAAUGUGUGUAUCACAGUUUUUUGUUUUACCUGAUUCUCCAGCAUCAAACCUUCCCUCACCAGAUCAAAUUGUAUCCUUACCAUUUUUGUAAUUAGACGUCCUUGCAAAGUUCUGUUAAAUAUAGAUAGCUUUGCUCAUUUUUGGUGCGAUCCAAGGUGGUGGUGAUUAGUAUGCUGUUUUGAUUUAUUUUUUACAAUAGAAGUUAUCGUGGAUGGAUUGAGUAUGAAAAGUACUUAGCAACUGAAAGAAAAUUUAGAAUCAUGUGUACAACAUUCUUCACAUACAUGGAAAGUUUCAGCAA